GAACCCGAUUCCUUACCAUAAAACAGCAAGAUAUAAAAAUGACAAGAAAUCCCAAAAAAUCUGAAGAAAUUAAAACCCGCGGAUUGAAUUUACAAAAGGAAAAAUUUGGUGAUGAAAUAUUUGAACCCCGCCUAAUCGGCAAUACAGCCCGCCCUCAUCCAAAAAAAUUCGCCCCCUAAAAAACCCCAAAUUCUCUCUCUUUUUCCCCCCAAUCGAUCCAAUUCCAUUCUUUUCCCCCCCGAAUUUCUCUCUCCUCUCUCCAAAAUUUCGCAGUACUUUGAAUCUCACUGUCCGAUCACUGCUUCACUUCGCUAGGGUUUCCAAUUUCUGCUAGGGUUUCCGCUAAACCUCUGCAGAUUCAAGCUUCGUCAAUGGCGACGGAAGUUCAGGAUGACAAGAAGCCGGAGAAUGAGCCGGAGGUUGAAGAUGAAGGCAAGGAGGUAGCAGAGGAGAAGGAAGGGAAGGAGGAGGAGGAGAGAGAAGAUGAUGUCAAGGAAGAGGAAAUGGAGGAAGGAGAAGAAGAGGAGGAAGUUGAGGAGAAGGAGGUGAAGAAGGGUAAGAGAGAUCGGAAGACGAAAGGCGAAGAUGAGGAGGAGGAAGUUGAAGAGGAGGAGGAAGGAGAGGAAGAGGAGGAAGAGUCUGAGAAGAAGAAGAGGAAGAAGAGUCCGGAUUCGAGUCCGAAAGAAGAGGUUACUCCUAAGGUUGAGAGGCCUACUAGGGAGAGGAAAGCUGUUGAGAGGUAUCAGAUUGCUUCGCCGGCUAGUCGGUCUUCCGGUGCUAAAUCGUUGUCGAUUGCGAAGGGUAGUGGAACUGUGCUCAAGGAAAUUCCAAAUGUGGCUUAUAAGCUUUCAAAGAGAAAACCUGAUGAUAAUCUGCAAUUACUGCACACAAUUCUUUUUGGAAAGAAAGCAAAGGUGCAUAAUUUGAAGAAAGAUAUUGGUCAAUUUUCUGGCUUUGUGUGGGUUGAUAAUGAGGAAAAACAGAGAGCCAAAACAAAGGAGAAGCUUGACAAAUGUGUUAAAGAAAAAUUGUUGGACUUUUGUGAUGUGCUAAAUAUUCCUAUUAAUAAAGCUUCGGUUAGAAAGGAAGAUCUCUCUGUGAAGUUGUUAGAGUUUUUGGAGUCACCACAUGCUACCACUGAAGUUUUGCUUGCUGAGCAGAAAGGGAAAACACAGAAGAAAAAGGCAACCCCUGCAAAGAGCCGCUCCAAAGCUUCAUCUGCUGAAAAGUCUGCCAAGAAAGCUCCAUCUGGGGAAAAACAAAAAAAGACAGCAAAAGCUGAAGAAGAAACUGAAGCUGAUGAUAAGGAUGAUAAUAUGGAAACUCAAUCUCACUCUUCAGAAGAGGAGGGUUCCAUGCAGAAACAAGAGAGUGAUCAGGAGACAGAUUCGGAGCAAGAGGAAGAGGAUUCUAAAGAAACAACCCCAAAGAGUUCGGCCAAGGAUGAUUCUGGGGCUAAAAAUGGCAAAAAAUCUAUAAAUGCUAAGAAAAGUAGCUCUGAGAAAUCUGCCAAAAGCCCUGCAAAAUCUGCCAAGAAAACCGCAGUUGCUCCCAAAAAAUCUGCAGCUUCUGCUGAAGCCUCAGCCUUAUCCUCCAAAUCUAAGGGAUCUUCAAGUAAGAAGAAAAAGGUUGAGGAGGAAACCCAAAAGAAAUCCAGUCCUGCUGAGGAUAAGCCCUCAAACAAGAAGCAAGGAAGCAAGUCAGCAGCUAAGUCUGCUGCCAAAGAUCAAGGUAAAGGGAAAACAAAGAAAGAAGCAAAAGCAGAGCCAACAAAUGAUGAAUUGCGUGCUCAGGCAGUUAAUAUUUUGAAAGAAGUGGACUUUAAUACUGCAACUCUAUCAGAUAUCCUUCGACUGCUUGGUUCCCAUUUUGGCGUGGACUUAAUGCACAGAAAGGCAGAAGUCAAGGCCAUUAUCACAGAAGUAAUUGAAAAUAUGUCUAAUGAUGACGAGGACGAGGAUGAGGAUGAUGGUGAGGAUACAGACGACUCUGGAAAAGCAUAAGUAUAUGAAGAGAUGGAGUUUGGCUGGCUGUUCUAAUGCAUUUAGCCAGCCUGCUCGUGUGAUUGAUUAAAGAAUUUGAAUUGUGUUAGUGUUCGUCAUACCAUAGAGUUGUAGACUAGUAGAUUAGAGAAAGCCUGCAGCAGUGGUCUAUGUAUCAUAGACAAUUCUUUCUAUUUUACCUUUAAAAACCGUUCUGUAGGUUGUUUUUAGAUGUCUCUAACAGUCUGUAUUUCUUAUUGUAUUGGGAACCUUUUUGUUUAAAUUUCUGAGAAUCAAUAGAGUUUAUUUAGGAUUCAUCUAGUUGCUUCAACUUUGUGCUGUAUUAUUAUUGUUCUGUAAACAGUACUCUUAUUCUCUUGUAUCAAUCACUAUUCACUAA
Molecule: messenger RNA, 2382 nt
Organism: Chenopodium quinoa (quinoa)
Lineage: Eukaryota; Viridiplantae; Streptophyta; Magnoliopsida; Caryophyllales; Amaranthaceae
Product: protein DEK-like
Exons: 11
Coding region: 372-2003 (543 amino acids)
Biological process (GO): regulation of double-strand break repair; nucleosome assembly
Cellular component (GO): nucleosome; nucleus
Molecular function (GO): histone binding; structural constituent of chromatin; DNA binding
Source: RefSeq, a predicted model, not a curated record